Messenger RNA from Anguilla anguilla (European eel), 903 nucleotides. Its product is annotated as cilia- and flagella-associated protein 97-like. Lineage: Eukaryota; Metazoa; Chordata; Actinopteri; Anguilliformes; Anguillidae. The record is from RefSeq and is a predicted model, not a curated record. The transcript has 4 exons. The coding region runs from base 312 to 740 and encodes 142 amino acids.
UAUACGCAGACGAUCUCAAACAAUUUUCUGUGCAAGUAAUACUGAUAAGUAUUUAAAACAAGUUUGAUCAUGACUAUAUCUUACUGAAGUGAAAACCCUUUGAUUCCAUAAUUAUUUUUGUCAGAUGGGUUUAUUUACGUGACGUCACAGUGCAUGUGCGUUAUUCUGAGAUCAUUUCAUUUCUAUAAAAGCCUGGCCCAGCAGCAACUGCAAAACGGUACAAAGGAAACUGAUACUAGACGUGAAUCUCCCGUCUGCAGAGCACGUUUAACUACAGGUCUACGGACCUAGAAGCUGGUAGACAGCUAGUUAUGCCCAAGGUCAAAGAGCAGAGGGGAGGAAAGGAUCAGUUUUUUGAAUGCAAUGAUGGAAGUGAUAGAAAUCAAGACAAAACAAAAGAAAAAGACCAAGAGCAGGAGGGAAAAGACCAGAGGAUGUCAAGCCGACCCCAGCCCUACAAUACUUGUACCCGCCUGUACCACACCGCUCAGAACAGGAAGGAUGACAUGGAAAGAAUUGACAGGGAGAACCGGGUUCAAACAAGGCGACUGGAUACCACUAAGCCCUCACGGGGAAUGGGACGAAUGGAGCAGUUGGCAGACUAUGAUCGGCAGGCCUCUUACAGGGGAUUACCCGCCCCCGGCCCCUCUAAUUUGACAGAGACCCCCUCAGAAGCCCACUUCAAGUUGAUGGUGAAAUCUCACUACUCCCGGGUUAAACUGACUGGAUUCCUGCAGUGAUUCCUGUCUGUCAUUCCUGGCACCGCCAUGUCUAACCUAUACCUGAGAGGCUAAAGUGGACAGUCUGUUGCCAGAUGCAGCUCAAGAUUUAGCUGAUUGAACUUUCUUUUUAAUUCAGUUGGUGUGUAUUUAGAGUGGAAUUGUGGAAUUGCUAUGUUUGUCA